Thrips palmi is the source of this 1609-nucleotide messenger RNA. It is a transcript of the gene eEF1gamma, whose product is annotated as elongation factor 1-gamma. Gene Ontology annotation, molecular function: translation elongation factor activity. The transcript is spliced from 10 exons. Bases 110 to 1405 code for a protein of 431 amino acids. Lineage: Eukaryota; Metazoa; Arthropoda; Insecta; Thysanoptera; Thripidae. Gene Ontology annotation, cellular component: cytoplasm; nucleus. The record is from RefSeq and is a predicted model, not a curated record. Gene Ontology annotation, biological process: translational elongation.
GCGGUGAGGGAAUCUCUGCUAUCAACGCCCGGAAACCGCUUGUCACUUGUCUUCAGAAGCAUCAAGUGGACAGAGACGUCAGGUCACUUCCUUUCUGGAGUCCUUCGCAAUGGCGUCUGGUACCUUGUAUACUUACCCCGAGAACUUCCGCGCGUUUAAGGCGCUCAUCGCCGCUCAGUAUGCGGGAACCAACGUGAAAGUCGCUCCGAACUUCGUGUUUGGAGAGACCAACCGUUCCGAAGCUUUCCUCAAGAAGUUUCCUCUCGGCAAGGUACCCGCCUUUGAGACUGAUGAUGGCAAAUACAUCACAGAAAGCAAUGCUAUUGCUUACUAUGUUGCCAACCAGCAGCUUCGUGGCAACACUGAUGCUGAGAAGGCCCAGGUUGUCCAAUGGCUGUCUUUUGCCGACAGUGAAAUUCUUCCAUCAUCGUGCACCUGGGUUUUCCCUUGCUUAGGGAUUAUGCAGUAUAACAAAGUUAACACAGAUCGUGCCAAGGAAGAUGUGAAAGUUGCCCUCAACGCGCUCAACCAGCACCUCCUUACUCGUACCUACCUAGUUGGUGAACGAAUUACCCUUGCCGAUAUUGCUGUUGCCUGCAACCUUCUCCACCUUUAUCAGUAUGUGCUGGAGCCUUCCUUCAGGCAGCCUUACCAGAAUGUGAACAGGUGGUUCACUACCAUUGUCAAUCAGCCUCAGGUUAAAUCUGUUAUUGGCGACUUCAAACUGUGUGUUAAGGCCGCUGAGUUUGACGCCAAGAAGUUUGCUGAGUUCCAGGGAGCUCAGGGUGGUGCUGCCAAGAAAGAUGCCAAGAAAGAAACAAAGAAGGAAGCCCCUAAGAAGGCUGAGAAGAAGGAAGCUCCCAAGAAGGAAGAGCCUGAGGAGUUGGACGCCUGUGACGCUGCCCUCCUUGAAGAGCCCAAGAGCAAGGACCCUUUCGAUUCCAUGCCUAAAGGUACCUUUAACAUGGAUGACUUCAAGCGGUUUUACUCAAAUGAAGAGGAGUCAAAGUCUGUUAAAUAUUUCUGGGAAAAGUUUGACCCUGAGAACUAUUCUAUCUGGUAUGCUGAAUACAAAUACCCUAACGAGCUCGCUAAAGUCUUUAUGAGCUGUAAUCUUAUUACUGGUAUGUACCAGCGUCUGGAUAAGAUGAGGAAGCAGGCCUUUGCUUCAGUAUGUCUGUUCGGUGAAGACAACAACAGCACAAUCUCCGGCAUCUGGGUCUGGAGAGGUCAAGAUCUUGCCUUCACUCUGUGUCCUGACUGGCAGAUCGAUUAUGAAUCGUACGAAUGGAAGAAACUCGACCCUGCUGCUGCUGACACCAAGAAGUUGGUAGAACAGUACCUCUCCUGGGUUGGUACUGAUAAGGGAGGCCGUAAAUUCAACCAGGGCAAGAUCUUCAAAUAAACUUGCAACUAAUUUUAAACCUUUUCUAUCUUUUUGGAUUUUUUAAUUGCCACUGUACUCUUUAAAUUAAAAUGUACUGAAUGUCCAUGCAAUAUUUUGAAUAGUAUUUCCAUAGGAUGGCUGGUUAUUUAUUUUAGAAUUUUUUUCGUUGUAUGUUGACUGUUAUAAACCGAAUGGAAAUGCACUGAUAUUCAUUGCCCUGUA